UCGCAGAACUCGACGGGUUUUCGGGCGUCGACGUGGGACAGCAGGCACAUGUCUUCAAAAAGUGGCAGUGGCUACAGCAACAGCAAUGAGGCAUUUGAAUCAUCAAGUUCGCAAGCAAGCUCGAAAGAAGAAGAAGAAGAAGUUGAAGAGGAAAAGACUGGAGAAACUGGAGAAGAUGGAGAAGAGACCGUGCAGAAAGUGCUUGAAUCCUACAAACUGGAGCGCUAUUUGGAAAUGGACGAUACUACCUUUGAGAAGGCUCACUUUCCGAAAGAUAUAGCUAAAGCUGUGUCAGAGAUGUGGGACUCCUGGACCUGCGAGAUCGGCUCCAGAGAAGCCCGUGGUGAGGCCUUUUACACAGCACUCUUCGAUGCGGCUCCAAGUCUUCAGCUGAUGUUCAAAAGCCCAAAGGCUGUGAUGGCUAUGCGCUUCGUGGAAGGGCUCACCGCUUUGGUCAAUGCAAUGGGCAAUCCCACUACCCUCUUCAAAGAAGUUGAAGCACUGGGCUUCAGGCACCUGGACAUCGAAAUUACCAGUAUCAGGGCUGGCUUUUUCAGAGAAGCUUUGAUGGAUACCAUUGAUGACCAACUCGGUGGGCAAGUUUCGAUGCCAGCGAGGGCGGGCUUGCACUGCUUGCUGAACUAUGCAGGGGGUGCCUUUUGCUACAUCCGGAGGGAGUAUGCUGGCCGAAUAAAUACCAUUGUGCGGAGUUGGAACGUGGUCCAGAAGUCGGCCAUGGAGGCAUAUUUGCAGGAGGACCAAAACACCUUCGGGGAUAUAGAGGGAAACGAACCCGCGGAGAACGAGCAAAAGGAUCAAAAGCAGCAGAAGGAGCCAGAAAAAACGGAGCAAAAAGCGGCACAGCUUGGCUCAGCUGAUGCAAAGGAUGAAGAGGUUUUGCCUGACGAAAAAGAGAUGAAGGUCCCAACAACUUUCAACGAGAUGCUUCUCUUCAAUGCAUCUGUGAUGGGCUACGGCGCAAGCACAUGGAUGAGCAUCGUGCUGGCACAGUUCGACGACAUGGUCAGGAACGUCGCGAACUUCACCCGCUUGCAGGAGCAGUGUGAUGUGAUGUCCCUGGUGCUUGCCAAGUACAAGGGAAAGAUCCUUCUGACAGAGUUCAAAGCGGUGACGUUGGCUUCCCUGCGGUCACUUCUGCCGCAGGAUUGGGACUCUGAGCAUGAGGUCGCCUGGGGUUGGCUUUGGGAGAACAUCGAGGGACUCCUGGGUUCAAUGCUAGGCAAACCGGCCCUGCAAGAAAAGGCAUUGGAGCGCUUCCUAUCCAACCUCAGUGAAGAGGAAUUGCGAAAGGUGGGCUCAAGUCUCUUCCCAUCAUUCUUCGAUCUUGCUCCAGCUGGGCAGGACUUCCUAAAGCAGUCAGCCACGCGCAUCAACUUCAUUGGAGACAAAGUGGUGGCGAUGACCUUGGAGAUGUACCGUACGCCACGGCACAUGGUUGAAACCCUAUCUGCCCUGGGCUUGCGGCAUGUGGGCUAUGCGAUACCCACCGAAAUGUUCCCGCCCUUCGUUUCAGCGGCUGUUGCUCUCUUACAACGCCACAGCACUGAUGAGUUGGUCGUUGAGGCUUUCAGAUGGUCUUUGGCAUUGAUUGCCAAGAUUUUGGUGAGGAGCAUAACGGAAGGAUCUACCUUGGUAAUGAAGGCAAUCAAUACCAACAACAAGCUCACCUUGAUGAAGGCCAUGGAUGUAUCUUCAAGAGGUCAACGCGCCAAUGACUUACUUAGCAUCACAGUGGGCACUCAGUCAAUCUCACCCUUCUACUGGUCAAUUGACAGUGGUGCCCUGGUGUGUGCACAGACAAUUCUUGAAGACUUGCUGACCAUCCGAGCAGACCGUGAUGUCUACUACUAUGGUUGUGACAAUCUCUUCACUCGUCACCCGGAAGUGAUCAAGAGAAUUUGCGUGAGCGCUCCAUCAUUGCUUCCAACUUUACUGGACGGCUUGGUGUGGCGGUCGCGACAGACGAAAGAAGGUAUGCGAAGGGUAAACUAUUACGUGAAGCACUUGAUUCAGGAUUUGGAGGGCAAUUUCAGCCCGAACUUGGAAUGUUUGGUGACUCACGGAGACCCGAACACCAUCAGACAUCCAACUGUGGUGCUCUUUGCUGACAUCUUGUGGCACAAGGUGGCAAGCUUCAAGUUUGUGGUCUCAAAGCUCUUCUCAGUCUUCAUCCUGAUCGUUUUUAUCUUCGGACAAGCCGUGUUGCUUCGCCACAACACCGAACAAGCACCAGAAGAAGAGUACGCAAUGUUUGCCUGCCGUGUGGUCAAUUACGUGGGAAGCCUGAGCAAACUCGUUUUCAGCCAGCUGCGAAAGUUCUUCUCGGACUUGCAGAAUCGCGACUAUCGCUGGAUAUGUGGUAUACCAGUGCCGGCAUACCUUUUCAAUAUUCAAGAUGCUGCAAGUUGCUGCUUGAUGUGGCUGCUGGUGAUCAUGGCUAUGCAGGAACCAUUCUUUUGGUGCUUGAGCGAUGGGCAGGGGCUGACUCAAAUGUGCCAAGAAGGGGAGGUCAGGAAGGACUUCUACUCUGCAUGCACCUUUUUGGCCAUGAUUCUGUACUGGGCGUUGCUGAUGGACUUGGCAAUUUUCUCCAUGCGAAUUUCUGCCUAUGUCUUGGUUUGCGGCCGGGUCACUGGAGAGGUCGCCUUGUUCCUUUCCGCUUUGCUUCUCCUUCUCCUAGCGUUUAGCACUGCAAUCAGCUCCUUGUACCUGGAGAUGCCAUCCAAAGCCGGUGCGUUGGUUUGGCUUGAAGAGCUUACAUCAAUGAGCUUGAGGAUGUACCCACAGGAGCACUAUCAAGUGCUGGUGGCAGCAUCUACCAUCAUAACUGUUCCGGUUUGUAUUUUCCUCUUCAUUGUGACGAUUUUCUUGAUGAAUUUGCUGGUGGCUCAACUUACUCAAUCCUACCACGAUGCAUUCUCGAACAUGCAGGGCUACGCACGGUUAAACCGUGCCAGCGUCACGGCUGUCACAAUCGCAAACGUGUCCCGCAAGAGAUGGGCCCGCUUCAUCCAGAUCAUGGCAUUUGAUGAACCGAUGGAAUUCAACGAGGGUGACGUGGGCCUGUCCGGUGGUAUACAGGUUUUGGAGCCUUCGAAUGAGCAUCUUGUGACGGAGGAUUCCAUCAAGCGAUUUGGCGGCUCGACUGCUCCCACGGCACCCUGGCCCCAGACACAGGUUCCAGAGGAGGAACAGGACAAAAUAGCGCUGCUGGAGAAGAAGUUGAUGAAGAUUAUCAAGGUUUCCAGCAGCAAACACAAUCGUGGCGGCAGCACGACAGGUUCGAGUAUGUCAGGAGCAUCAGGGGCAGGGACUAGUAGCGCGAUCGAUAGCAGCUAAGCUUAGGCCACGUAGCUUAGACUCGUUGCCUGAGAAACAGGUAUACCUGUAGCAGAUGUAGCAGGUUGACGUGCGUUGAACUAAUUAGUUGCAACUGCACAAGGGCAGAAUAUCGCCAAAGUUUGAAGGCUUUCUCUGGCAAAAGCCCAAAGCUCUGC
Cladocopium goreaui is the source of this 3518-nucleotide messenger RNA. The record is from the annotation of a GenBank genome assembly. Lineage: Eukaryota; Dinophyceae; Suessiales; Symbiodiniaceae.